AUGUCCAGCUCCACCACUACUCUCAACGUGGUCACAGACAGCACCCGCCCCGCCGCCGCCAACAUCAUUCUCCGCCCAACUCAAGCACUGACAGGCGGAGUCAUGAAGAACAUCCACGCGGACGGCGUCUGCACGUAUGAGGACCUAGUGAUCCGCGCAGAUGGCGAGCCGGCGCAACAAGGGAAUUUACAUAUUCUCUACCCCGGCACUGCUACCGUCAAGCUGUGGUACGGCGAACCAAACAUCACUCGAGAUGUUCAUACCAUCAUUCCCGCUAUUCGAGCCCGGGAGCAGCUACCGUUCCCCCAUGGCCGAAAUCCGUAUGCCGGACUUCGAACGUCGCGGGUCGAGCGUGUUAGCGAUCACGAGAAGCGGAUCGUGACGAAGAAAGCUGCGACCGCCGUUUUCGAGUUUGGGGAACAGUCUGUCCGAGUCCGCGCACAUGGCGAGAUUGCCCUCGAGUGCCUUGAGCCCGAGGAUGAGACUGAAAUCCAGCAAGCUCAAGCUGUCAGCCAAGAUGACCACCAUUGGCGUGGCGGCCUCUCCAGCAUCUUCCGCCGACGCCGAGAUGGACGCCGCCAGGCCGGGCCUACCCAGAUCUCGGAAGUGUUCCAUGAUUCCUCUGAGGAGGUCUGGGAAAUGCCCACCGGAGCCGAAGAAGAUGUUCCCCUCGAGUUUGUCGGUCCUCGAACCAAUGUCGACGAACUUUCCAAGCCAACCACUGAGAAAGACCUCCCCGAAUGCUCCAUCUGCCAAGAUGACCAAUAUGGAGAUGGCCACCACGCGGUCAAGCUUAAUGCGUGCGGUCACAUUUUUGGGGCAGAGUGCUUGGAAGUAAUGUUCAACCACCGCUUCGCGGCAUCAAAUGCCUGCCCCAACUGCAGGAUCGAACUCGCCACCAAGAAAGAGCGUCGUGCCGUCCACACUUAGGAUCCGCUAAGCAUCCCCCUAGAACGCCGCUGAGGACAUUCCCGUGGCGUUCUCUCACUUCAUCGUUGCGCACAUAUGAGUACUUGUUUCUCAAAGAACUAACUUGAUAACUUUGACUUCUCGCAAGGGGAGAGUUGGGCAAAUGAGAGCGACGGCAGCCGUUGAAGCUUAGAUUGCGUUCCUACCCUAAAUGGUAGAAUGAGGCGUUUAGAUACCACAAUACAAUAAAUACCCC
Messenger RNA from Mytilinidion resinicola, 1165 nucleotides. RefSeq lists its product as uncharacterized. NCBI's taxonomy places the organism in Eukaryota, Fungi, Ascomycota, Dothideomycetes, Mytilinidiales, Mytilinidiaceae. The record is from RefSeq and is a predicted model, not a curated record. The coding region runs from base 1 to 930 and encodes 309 amino acids. The transcript has a single exon.